Molecule: messenger RNA, 852 nt
Organism: Myripristis murdjan (pinecone soldierfish)
Lineage: Eukaryota; Metazoa; Chordata; Actinopteri; Holocentriformes; Holocentridae
Product: C-C motif chemokine 19-like
Exons: 5
Coding region: 119-457 (112 amino acids)
Biological process (GO): immune response
Cellular component (GO): extracellular region
Molecular function (GO): chemokine activity
Source: RefSeq, a predicted model, not a curated record
CUGUAUGUAGAGCGCAUCCUUGGGCUGCUGACAGGGGAACCAGGCUUGUCACUGAGUAAUCAGCACACGUCCAGUGCGAGAGACUCUCACCGGCUACCACCAGCGACACCAACAAGCAAUGGCUCCCCGCUGUGAUGCAAAGCUCCUCUUCUGCGUCCUCGUCAUCGCCUGCUGCUGCUACACAGUGACCGAGGGCCAGAUGGUUGUCGACUGCUGCCUGAGGACCAGUGAAACUGCCAUUGACAAAAGACUGGUCAGAGACUACAAGCGCCAGGUCCUUGGACAAGGCUGCUCGAUUGAGGCUGUGAUUUUUGAGACCAGAAAGGGCAUACAUCUCUGCGCCCCCACCAACAGGCAGUGGGUUGAUGAGCUCAUGAAACAUGUGGAUGACCUCAAGGUUUUCUGCCAGAAAAGGAAGAACAAGGGCAAUCGCUGCAAGGGACUGAAGCCAAAGUAAAUUGAAAUUGAUCUUCAUCCCUUCCUCGCUGCGUUGCCAUGGCUACAAAAUUGAAGAACCCUGCGCCUGGGAAAGGAGGGGAUGGAUCAAACAAGAACACAAAGUCGUGACUCCAACUCCUGUUAAAGCAGUCUCAGUUUUUGAUAUUGUUUGGCCAAAGAUGCUAUGUUAAUUGGAAGAUCUGAUUAAUUAUACUGAAAUAUUUUUGUACUCUUUGUUGAAUUUUGUGUUGCAGAUUUUUUUAGCUAUGUGAAUGGUAGUGGCAAAUAGUAUUGUUCAUUUUAAUUUGUUAGUGUUUGUGAAACUAACUCAACUCAGGCAGCAGAAAUUCUUCUUUUUUUUACAUGGGUUUCUUUGAUUGUUCUCUCCUUUUCAAAUAAAGAUUGUUUCCCAGC